Messenger RNA from Penaeus vannamei (Pacific white shrimp), 1275 nucleotides. The record is from RefSeq and is a predicted model, not a curated record. NCBI's taxonomy places the organism in Eukaryota, Metazoa, Arthropoda, Malacostraca, Decapoda, Penaeidae.
AUGGCUUCCAUUAAUUCUCUUGAUAGCAUGUACUUCGCUCUGGACCAGCUAAUUGCUGUAGUUUUUGGAGUUUUGCGUCUACAGAAGUUUGAUUUCUUAGAUAACCUUAGAGAAGAAAUCUAUACUGCUAUAAAAGCAACAGUGAAACAGAGUGUUGUGGAGGCUGUGAGUGAAGUGGAAGUAGAUCAAGAGAUUGCAAGUGUUGCAGAUCAGGCACGGGUGCUAUCCAUAGGUGCUUGGCUGUCCCUACUUUCUACAGUCACUUCAAGGUUAAACACAGUCAUAGCAAGAGUGAAGGGCAUCACUGAGGUCAUGGUACAAACUGUUGAAGCUGGAGCAGGAAGAACCCAGCCCGUUACAGAAGGGGUUCAGGCAGCAUCAUUAGUAACCAUGAGCAGUAGUGAUGGAGAUCCAAUGCUAGGAGAGGUGGCAUGUGGAAAAGUGCUAGGUGGCCUACGUGAGAUACUUUGUCAAGCAUGCGAUUAUGCUCAUGAUCGAUGUGCAAAACUACUACAUGCAAGGUCUAGGGAUCAUGGCUUAGAUAAGAUGACUGCAAGUGAAUUCCUAGCAUUGUCACGCAUAAUUGAAGACUUUGGGAGAGAAUCUGUUUGUGGCAGAAAAAGUACAUCAUUCCGAAUGGGUCUACAAGGACAGGCAACUAGAUUUGUAUCAAGAUUUCAUGAAGAACGGGAAGCAAGGCUGAAGCUGAAUCUAAGUAGUGAGCGAUGGAGGGCAGUUCCAGCACCACCAGAUCUUCAGCACCUUUUGGACCAUAUAUCAGCUACAGACACUCUAGUAUCACCCCCUGCUAGUCAGCAAGAGAAGGAAACUAUAGAAGCUUCUUCGACAACACCAUCCUCCACCACCUUAGCCACUACCACAGCCAGCACAACCACAGCCACUCUCAGUAAUGGUGUGGUUGAACAGAACCACAGUGCAAGUGGUAGCACUGGUAGUGGCACUGGUAGUGUUAUCAAUGGCAGUAGUAGUAGCUCGGGUGGUGGUGUGGUUGUCAAUGGAGAAGAGUACAUUGUGGUUGGUGUGUGUGUAGUUGUAGUAAGGCUAAUUGUGGAGUACUCUGAGUGUGCAUCCACAUUGAGGCUGGCAGCGCAUCAACUUCUGACACGUCUGACUGAUUUGUUAAGAAGAUUCAACUCUGACACUUGUAGACUCUUGGUUGAAGCUGGUGCAGUUGCUCUUGGUCAAAACUAUUCGCAACCUGGCCUUGGCAUGGCGAUCUUUGCAACUGUUGCUGACUUUGCUUCCUCGUCUUAA